This is a messenger RNA of Dentiscutata erythropus, 454 nucleotides long. Lineage: Eukaryota; Fungi; Glomeromycota; Glomeromycetes; Diversisporales; Gigasporaceae. The record is from the annotation of a GenBank genome assembly.
UUGGAAUUUUUAUGCAGAAUCUAAAGGCGUUAAGAUUUAUCAAAAGUAUAAAGAAAAACCAAUGCCGUAUUUACGUGGAGAUGCUACUAUUUAUGGUGGAUUCCAUCCUGCUGACAUUCUUUCAUACAUUAUUACUUUGGAUUCACGAAAAUUAUGGGACGACCGAUAUGAAGAAGGUUCUGUCUUGGAACGUUAUGGUCCUGAUGAUGCGAUAACAAGAUUAUUCACCACAAUUGAACGUGAUCCGGCUACCGGUACAAUUUGGGUUGCUGAUACAUCUGUAGUAGAUUCAAGAUUUCCGGAGGACAGCGGAUAUGUUAGAGCUAAUUUAACUGUUGCCGGAUGGGAAUUCCGUCCAAAAUUUGAUGAUGGAAAAGUAAUUAGCGUUAAUGUCAAAUACAUUGUUGACAUUGAUCUCAAACUUAAUUCAAUUCCACAGUCAAUUCUUAAGAUG